Camelina sativa (false flax) is the source of this 816-nucleotide messenger RNA. RefSeq lists its product as uncharacterized. Lineage: Eukaryota; Viridiplantae; Streptophyta; Magnoliopsida; Brassicales; Brassicaceae. Gene Ontology annotation, molecular function: catalytic activity. The record is from RefSeq and is a predicted model, not a curated record.
AUGAGCAUAUUGAGCUGGAAUUGCCAAGGUUUGGGACAGUCUCAAGACUUGGUGAUUCCUCGUCUCAAGGAAUUGCGUAAAAAGCAUUUCCCUGAGAUUCUGUUCUUGAUGGAGACGAUGCAGUGUCGAGAUAGGUUGAAUGAUAUACAAUGUAUUCUGGGUUAUGACAAACUUCUCACAGUGGACCCUAUAGGAAAAUGUGGUGGUUUGGCUCUUAUGUGGAAAAGCAGUGUACAAUUGAAUAUAUUGUAUGAAGAUAAACAUAUCAUAGAUGCUCAAGUACAGUUUGGGGCAUCAAAUUUCUUUCUUUCCUGUGUUUAUGGGGAUCCGGAUUAUAGUAGUAGUGGUAUGGUGUGGGAAAGGCUUAGUAGGUUUGGAGUGGGUCGAAGGGACAGAUGGUGUAUGAUAGGAGACUUCAAUGCUAUUUUGCAUAAUGGGGAAAAGAUUGGAGGUCCUAGAAGAAGAGAUAAUACCUUCAAACCUUUUGCUGAGAUGCUUGAAGUGUGUGGCAUGGGGGAACUGGCUAGUAGUGGAAAUAUGUUUACUUGGGGAGGUAGAAGAAGUGAUCACUGGAUUCAGAGCAGACUGGACAGGGCUUUUGGAAAUAAAGAGUGGUUCUUAAAUUUUCCAGCUGCUAAUCAAGCUUUUUUGGAUAUGAGAGGAUCAGACCAUCGUCCAGCAUUGGUCAAGUUGAUGGAGUCUCAAGAGAAGUAUAGGGGCCAGUUUCGGUUUGACAGGAGGUUCCUGAAUAACAAAGAGGUUAAGAAAGCCAUUGAGAAGGCUUGGAAGCCAGGCUUAAAUGGAGAAGGAUACUAG